AUGAAAGCUAGUAUCGCCCUCUCCACCGCGCUCGCAACCACUGCAUCCGCCGCCCGACAAUCUUUCAAAUCCCUCAGCUCGUCCGAUCAAACCGCGUUGGAGCAACAACUGGACAAAUGGAAGGAGUUGUACGGCUCCAUUGCCCGAGCCAACGGCUUCUUCCCCCGAACCAAUAGGGAAUCCGCCCAAGUCAAUGGCCAUUCGAUCGAUGAACUCGAGCGCUUCCACCACACUGUCCAAGAGGUUAAGCGCGCUACCAGAACCAAUCCGAAGGCCGAGUUCAGUCCAUUCAACCAGUUUGCUCUCAUGACCGACGAAGAGUUCAAGGGCAUGUUGAUGAAGUCGUUCGCAGGACAAAAUGUCACCAACGCCGCGCCCUUGCUCGAGUUGGCAAAUGAGCGCGCUUCUGAAGCGGACUGGUCGACAUCCAAGUGCAACUCCCCUGUUCCCAACCAAGGCCAGUGUGGGUCGUGCUGGGCCUUCGCCACUAUCGGGGUGGUGGAGACUGCCCACUGCAUUGCCACUGGUGAACUCUUGGACUUGUCUGAGCAACAAUUGGUCAGCUGCUCCACCAAUGGAGGCAACAACGGCUGCAAUGGCGGGAACCCUCCCGAAGCCCUUGGUUGGGUGCAACAAGGCGUAUGCACCGAAGAGUCUUACCCGUACACGUCGGGUAAAGGCGGUCAAACCGGUACCUGCGAAAACAGCUGCACCAAGAAGAAACUGAGCAUUGGUAAAACCAAGUAUACGUCUGGCGAGGGUUCUCUCAUGACAGUUCUGGAAAGCCAGCCCGUCACCGUGGUCGUCCAAUCUGCCAACGAAGUGUGGCGCAACUACAAGAGUGGCAUCGUGUCGCAGUGUCCUGGGGCUCAAUCCGAUCAUGCUGUGAUUGCCGUCGGUUACAACGACGAUUACUUCAAGAUCAAGAACUCGUGGGGGACAGAAUGGGGCGACAAAGGGUACAUAUACUUGAAGCGAGGGGUGACUGAAAAGGGAACAUGCAAUGUGGCCCAAAGGAUCGCAUACCCUGAAUUGUCCGGUUCGACUCCUUCAUCUAACACAACGCCUUCAUCCAGCCAACUGCCUACUGAAUCAACCCGCAAACCUUCUUCGUCUGCCCCGAAGUCGACCCGCAAACCUUCUUCGCCCCCCCCCAAGAACACAACUGACUCGGCUAUGACGCCUUCGUCCAGCAAACCCUCUUAUCCCACUCGCAAACCAUCCUCUUCUUCGCCCCCCCCCAAGAACUCAACUGACUCGGCUAUGACGCCUUCCCAACUGCCUACUGAAUCAACCCGCAAACCUUCUUCGUCUGCCCCGAAGUCGACCCGCAAACCUUCUUCGCCCCCCCCCAAGAACUCAACUGACUCGGCUAUGACGCCUUCGUCCAGCAAACCCUCUUAUCCCACUCGCAAACCAUCCUCUUCUUCGCCCCCCCCCAAGAACUCAACUGACUCGGCUAUGACGCCUUCGUCCAGCAAACCCUCUUAUCCCUCUCGCAAACCAUCCUCUUCUUCGCCCCCCCCCAAUAACUCAACUCAAUGCACCAACCGCCCUACCCCGACCAUUGAGCCUAAACCCACGGGACCUUCCCCGUCAUACACCCCUUCCCCCACGACUGAGCCUUCUUCGACAUAUGCCCCAACUCCGUCUGGUAACGGUGUCAAGGACCAACUGAUUGCCCAAACCAACAAAAUUCGUGCGGCCCACGGUAUCGACCCGGUGACUUGGAACUAUGAGCUGGAGCCCAAAAUGCGGGCUUGGGCCGAAGAUUGUCAUGGCUUCAAGCACGGGGGUCCCGCUGGCUGGCAAAACUUGGCCACCUACACCACGUGCGAAUCGAGUGGCAAGGACUGCACGAAGGUGGUGGGGGCAUCGUGGUUGUGGUACGACCAAGAAGAAACGUUCUGGAACUACGGCAGCAACUCGUGCAACGGGGGCUGGGCCAAGUGCGGCCACUUCUCCAACAUGAUGAGCCCCGAAGUCACGUCCAUGGCGUGCGGGUGGUCCGAAUGCGCCAACGGCAACUACGUCUGGUGCAACUACGACACCCCCGUGAAGAACCCCAAGGUGGGCGAAAUCAUCGGCAUGACCAAAGCCGAGCUCAAGGCCAGCUUGACCGCCUAA
Messenger RNA from Aphanomyces astaci, 2127 nucleotides. RefSeq lists its product as hypothetical. The transcript has 2 exons. Gene Ontology annotation, cellular component: lysosome. Gene Ontology annotation, molecular function: cysteine-type endopeptidase activity. Lineage: Eukaryota; Oomycota; Saprolegniomycetes; Saprolegniales; Verrucalvaceae. The record is from RefSeq and is a predicted model, not a curated record. The coding region runs from base 1 to 2127 and encodes 708 amino acids.